AUGACCAUGUGGAUUCCGCAAGAUGAACAUUAUCUGGCCACCAUACUUCACCCAAACUUCAAACAGUUUGAUAAAAACCCAUAUGAUAAAAGUACAGCGAUGAAGUUACUUCAAAAUGAAAUUAAUAAUCAAACAAAAUCACUAAGUUCUUUAGUUUCACUGGAUGCUUCCUGUUCAACAUCUAUUGCAACUACUGUUUCAAAAGUUUCUUCAGAAGAAAAUAAUGUAGAAAAAAGAAAGAAGAAUCUUUUGUCUUUAUGUUUCGAUGAUCGUAGGCCAUCAAUGUCGAAUAUGGAUGAAUUUACUUCAUGGAUGAGUUGCAACUUAACAUUAGAUGAUAAAGAAAAUGAUGAUUUAUUAGGAUUUUGGUCAAAAAACAGCCUGUCUUUUCCUAUUAUUUCAACUAUUGUACGUGAUAUUUUCGCUAUUUCAGCAUCGAAUACAACUGUUGAGAGAACUUUUUCAAUAUCAAAAAAUCUUAUAACCGACAAACGAACAAGAUUAGGAACAGAAAAAGUUAAUCAAAUGAUAUUUCUUAGAAAAAAUCUUAUUACUCUUAAAGAUUUAUUCGAUCAUGAUCACGACAAACAUGAACUUGAAUCAAAUCAUGAUAAACGAAAGAAUGAUGAUGCACCUGCUGAAUCACUUGAUAAAAAUAGUAAAAAAUCGAAAGUAGAUGAAAAUGAUGAGAUUGUUAUCGAUGAAGUAGAAAACAAUUUUUAG
Rotaria socialis is the source of this 723-nucleotide messenger RNA. The record is from the annotation of a GenBank genome assembly. Lineage: Eukaryota; Metazoa; Rotifera; Eurotatoria; Philodinida; Philodinidae.